Purpureocillium lilacinum is the source of this 1122-nucleotide messenger RNA. RefSeq lists its product as uncharacterized. The record is from RefSeq and is a predicted model, not a curated record. Lineage: Eukaryota; Fungi; Ascomycota; Sordariomycetes; Hypocreales; Ophiocordycipitaceae.
AUGGCCAUCUACAGCGCCGUUCCUCCACCGGAGGAACUCGUCUCAAACCUCGCCCCGAGCCAGCUGCCGCCGCACACACCCUCAACGCCCGUCACCAAUGGCGCCAUCGACAUCGACGCCUGGACGAUUCAGGCCCUCCAAUCGCUGAGCAUCUCUCCCGUCGCCCGCGGCACCGGCACGCCUCUCGCCAUCAACAUCGACGAUUGUAAGGUGACUGUCAAGACCGAGGCCCGCGCCCUUGACCUCGCGAAGUCGAAGACGCCAGACGUCCCGCGGCGGCCGCCGUCCGCGCGUGACAGCCAGCGCAAGCGGGACGCCGUCCUGCGAGGCAAGGAGGGCAGCCGGCAACGGCGCCGCUGGGAGAACGAUCGCCUCAUUGGUGUUCCGAACGUGCAACCGCCGUUGCCAUCGGACUGGGAGGUCCGUCCGGCCCAUCCCGUCCGCCGAGUCCCUUAUCAGCUCGCCCAGUUUUGGGACCGCGGUGUGCGGCAACGCGUCGAAGACAAGACCUCGGCUCUCCAGGCCGCCCGCAAGAAGCAGCAGCGCAAUGCCGGCAGCGCCACUGGUCUCGGCAUCGGCGAGGUUCCCCGCGACCUGAGGGAGUCGGCCAAGCGCAACCCGGUCAUCCGGAACUGGGUGCGAUCUCUCGAGGAUCCCGUGCGGCAAUACCUCGUCGACGAGCAAGGCCGCAGGGGUGAGCCUGCACAGCCGGCUGAUGAUAUCGAGACCGAAGAGCUGGACUCUGAGGAUGAGGAGAUUGUCUUCGUCGGACGUAAGAGCGCGAUGAGGGAGCUCAAGGAGAAGCGGGAGGCGAGGCAUCGGAUGGCCCGGCGUGAAGUUGAGCACGAAAUAGUCGAUUCGGGCGUCGUCUUCGACUCCUUUGGUGAGGGCGACAACGCCGCCUUCAAGUGCGCAUCACCUCCCCUCGCUGCCGACCACCUGCUGACGAUAUCCUUCAGGCGAUGGCUCACCCACUCCAUCUCCGACUACUAUGGCCUCGCGUCCCGGUCGGUCAUCAUGCGCAACUCAUGCAAGGUGGUGUACGUUGGGUUGCACCAAAGUCACCGCCGAGCAAAGCCUCCCUUUGGGAAGCUGCCUGUCCCGCUGUGGCAGCUAUGCUGA